This is a messenger RNA of Nicotiana tabacum (common tobacco), 2849 nucleotides long. RefSeq names its product QWRF motif-containing protein 2-like. Gene Ontology annotation, cellular component: nuclear microtubule; cytoplasm. Gene Ontology annotation, molecular function: microtubule binding. NCBI's taxonomy places the organism in Eukaryota, Viridiplantae, Streptophyta, Magnoliopsida, Solanales, Solanaceae. The record is from RefSeq and is a predicted model, not a curated record. Gene Ontology annotation, biological process: spindle assembly.
AAGUGAAACACAAAAUUAUGAUUUGCUUAGCGUAACGUCUUUCCAAAGAUUCACAAAACCCCAAAACCACCCAAUAGCCUAAAGAGGAUGUACCAAUUUUCUGUACCCCCAAAUCUGAGCCUUUUCACUCACCUCUUUGCUCCUCCUCCUUUACUCUCACCGGAAAACCACUUCUCUAAUUUCUCUGUUUUAAAGUUAUUCUGCUUUAAAACUAGUGCUGUUUGAGCUGUAAAAUCUUGAAAAAAUGAGGACUUUAUCAGAAACUCAUAAUGGGGUUUUGAGUUAUGGUGGAAUUUCUUGAAUCUUGAUCUUUCUUUGCAGGAUUUAGGCCAUGGCGACACUGAAACAGCUAAUGGGUAAGUGUAUUUUGUUUUGAAAAUACAAUGUGAGAGCUGAAUUUCCCAUUUUGGAGAGAAAGAGUGAGAGUUACUGUGUGUGUGUGUGAGUGUGAGAUGAUGGUGGCUGCUGUUUCAACAAGUGGCCGACAAAACCCCAAAGAUGAGCCUUCAAGAAGACCUCCAUUGUUACCAGACAAUAAUGGAGUUGGAGUUGCUGCUAACCUUAAAAGACCCAAAUCAAGAACUGUCCAAUCUCGUUACAUGUCCCCUUCUCCUUCCACUUCCUCUUCUAAUUCUUCUUCACUAUCUUCAACUUCAACUUCUUCUAGUACUAGACGAUUCCCUUCUCCUUUAGUUUCAAGAAAUUUGUCAAAUACUACUACUCCUGUUUCAGGUCCCAAAAGAUCUGUUUCAGUGACUGACCGGAGACGGUCGUCUGCGGUUUCUAGGCCUCUUACACCUGAUCUUGAUUCUAAAGUAAGCAGUAAUGUAGGUGAAGUUUCUGCAGCAACAAAGCUGCUGGUGACUUCUACUAGGAGUUUAUCAGUUUCAUUUCAAGGUGAAACCUUUUCACUACCUGUAAGUAAGACUAAGGUGGCUCCACCUUCUCCUAAUUUGAGUAGUUUAAGGAAAGGAACACCUGAGAGGAGGAGGAGUACUAGUAGUGGUAGUACUACUACUCCUCUUAGAGGGAGAGCUGAUUAUGGUGGGGCAGAUCAGUUGGAGAAUUCUAAGCCUAUUGAUCAGCAUCGUUGGCCGGGGAGGGCUAGGCAGGGGAAUCCGCUGGCGAGGAGCUUAGAUUGUAGUAAUAAUAAUGGGGAUAGAAACAAGGUUAUUGGAUCUGGGAAUGUAAUUAGGACACUGCAGCAAUCUAUGAUUGAUGAAAGGAGGGCUUCAUUCGAUGGAAGGUUGAGUCUUGAUUUGGGAAAUGCUGAGCCGGCUUUGAAGGCUGUUGAACAACCUCAGGACGUACAUAAUGAGUCGUCUCUACCCUCUGAUCUUACUGCAUCUGACACGGAUAGUGUUUCUUCUGGUAGUACUUCAGGAGUGCAGGAGUGUGGUGGGAGUUCACGUAUACGCGGCGUGCCUCGUGGCAUUGUUGUUUCUGCUAGGUUUUGGCAAGAAACAAAUAGUAGGUUGAGGAGGUUGCAGGAUCCUGGGUCGCCUUUAUCGACAAGUCCAGGUUCCAAAUUGGUUGUGCCACCGAAGUUGAGAAAGUACUCUAGUGAUGUCCCAAUAUCGUCCCCGCGAACAAUGUCAUCGCCUAUUCGUGGAAGCAUUCGGUCUGCAUCUCCUAGUAAGCUUAUUGGGUCAUCUCCUUCCAGAGGAAUGCCUAGUCCAUCACGUGUCAGAAAUGUGGUUAGCACUAUUAAUAGUAACUUCCUUGAGACCCCUUCAGUUCUUAGUUUUGCUGUUGAUGUUCGGAGGGGGAAGGUUGGCGAAAAUCGAAUUGUUGAUGCACACUUGUUGCGGCUUCUGUACAAUCGACACUUACAAUGGCGCUUUGUAAAUGCUACGACUGAAGCAACUUUGCUGGUGCAAAAACACAAUGCAGAGAAAACUUUGUGGAACGCAUGGAUAACAAUAUCAGAUUUACGUGAUACAAUCACUAAGAAAAGACACAGGCUACAGUUGCUGAGGCAGAAAUUGAAGCUAGCUUCCAUUUUAAAGGGACAGAUGAUGUCCUUAGAAGAUUGGUCUUCAUUUGAUAAAGAACACUCCAUCUCACUGCUUGGAGCAAUUGAAGCCUUGAAAGCGAGCACUCUCCGUCUACCGGUCAUUGGAGGAGCUCAUGUUGACAUCCAAAACUUGAAGGAUGCUGUUAGUUCAGCGCAUGGUGUGAUGCAGGCAAUGGCAUCCUCAGUCGGUUCCAUUUUUGGCAAGGUGGAGGAAUUAAAUUCUUUGGUAAGUGAACUUGCCAAAGUAGCUGCCAAAGAGCAGGCUUCUCUUGAACAGUGCAAAGAUUUCUUGUCGAUGAUAGCAACAAUGCAGGUUAAAGACUGUAGUUUGAGAACACACGUAAUACAACAUAACCGCGGAUCAACAGCCUGACAAUACAGGUGUAGAACUGAUGUUAUUUGACAAAAUUUUUAAUGCUAACACCCUAUAGUAACGGUGGCCAGAGCAAGAGAACGAUGACUAGUCCUGGUUCUUGUUUGGCAUUUUUGCAACACAUCUGCUCCCAGCUCAUGUAUUCUUCUCUGUCAGAAGAUUUCGGAAAUGAUUUCUUUCCCACUAAUCAGCUGUAUACAUGCUCUAAUCUUUCGUUCUUUUCUUUUUCCACUGUUUGUCAAGGAAGAAGAGAAAAAAGAACUCGUGUAUAUAUAUGUAAAAUUCUAAUUAGACAAUCAUUCAGCACUUCCUGGAACUUCCUAGUGUUUUCAUCUCUGUAUCUCUCUGUGGUGUGUGAGCGCGCGUGUUGUUUCCUGUGAAUGUGUAAGAAUUUGCUUCCCAGAUUCCAACUUGUAAGAGUAUGAAAGAGAUUAGUUUAGACAGGUUGUUUUGGGAGAA